Molecule: messenger RNA, 4012 nt
Organism: Neolamprologus brichardi
Lineage: Eukaryota; Metazoa; Chordata; Actinopteri; Cichliformes; Cichlidae
Source: RefSeq, a predicted model, not a curated record
GUGGAAAGGAGCAUGGACUGGUGACUCUGUGGGGAAACUUUACGACACGACUCCAACACCACAGCAGGUACAUGCAUGCUGAGGCUUAGUCAACCUGGAUUUCUCAGUGCAAUAGUGAGAAAACCACAAGAGUCAUGCUUUCACAUCGCAGGGGAAGAAGCCUCUCUGAAGCCCUGACCUUGGAGCAGUUAGAGGAGGGAGGGGUGGUCAUUUCCAGUAUCAACAAUGACUCAUCCGGCAAAGGACUAAAGGAAGGGGAUGAAAUUCUGGGGGCAACAAUCAAUUUUGAUCAACUGUCCAAAGAAGAGGUGUUAAAAGUACUGAAGCUGAUGGAGCCAUUUGAUGAUAAAAUUCAAGUCCUCACUCGAAGCAACCGGAGCAAGAGCCUUGACAAUCUGGACCAGUGUAUCAAGGGUCCUGAGGCUAUGUUGACGGAUUCCUACAGCAAACUGUACAACACCAAAAUCAAGAAGUUUUUGAUGGAUGAUGUACCCAGUGUUGAAGGGGGCUACGUGAAUGGGGAGUUUACUGCCAAACCACCUGUACAAAGCUCAUCCAAGGCCAACCAAAGAAAUGACAUGGGGCUGCCUCGCCUUGGAGUUGACUUUGGACUUCUGAAAUCCAAGACUUUAAUCACAGAUGCUAAUGCUGAUUCAGACUCUUAUGAGGGAAGCUUAACAGAUGGCAGCAAUCUGAAUCUUCCACCGCUAGGUCUUGGCUUGAAUGGGACUAAUCUAAGUGAAGCUCAGGUUCCAAGAUUCAAAAUCGGUGCCAGAUGUCCAGAUCUAGACUUACCAGAAGAUCCAAAUGUCAGCACUACAUCUUGUAUGCAAUUGCAAAAUACUGACCACCCAUCAUUUGACAAUGCAAUGCGAAAUCUUGAAAAUCCUCAAAUUGGACUUGAAGUUCCAGAAGUAGAUGUAGGCCUAAAAGGUUCAAACAUUACUACCCCUGAAAUGGGGAUAGACCUUGAUGGCAGAAAUUUCUGUGGUCCAUCUGUUAAUUCCAGCAUUCCCAAAGUGGCCAUUGAAGGAAGAAACCAGGAAUUCAAAAUGCCUACAUUUAAACUGCCAGAUCUGGGCCUCUCAGGAUCUUCUUUUAGUGGUCCAGAAUGUGACGUUAAGCAUGAAGACACACCAGGGAAACUCAGUCUAAAGUAUUCCAAGAGACUGAAAAACCCAGAUCUAAAUUUAGAUGAUUCUUCCAGUUAUGUAAAAUCACCCAAGCUUAGGCUGUCUGGGAUAUCACCUGAUUCAGAGCAAGGAAUGUUGGGUAUUAAUGUAUCAAAACCAGAUAUCAUUGGGACAGACACUGACAUGCCUUUAGGUGAAAUCAAGAUGUCACACAAGAAACCAAGGAUUUCUCUUAAAUCUCCUGAUUUAGAUUUGGACGCUCAAUCUGGCAUGCUCAAAAGUGACGCUGAUGUUAAAACACCUGACCUAAGAUUGAAAACAUCAAAACUAAAAGGUGGCAUGUCUGCACCUGAUGCAAACAUUCCCAAAGCUGACCUUAAGGGUGAAAAUUGGGCCACUGAUGCUCCAUCAGUUAGUAUUAAAGGUUCAUCUGGAAAAUACAGGGCUCCAACGUUUAGAAUGCCCAAAUUUGACUUACCAGUCAUUCAGGUUCCUGGUUUGAAUGGAGACUUGGAUGGACCCGAUGGACAGCUUUCAGGUACACUACCUAAAGGGCCAAAUUUAAAACUAAAUGCACCUGACAUAAAUGUGCCAAAUGUUGACCUCAAAGCACAAAAACUAAAAAUUAAUGCACCAAAAACCAACUUAGACUUUCCAUCAGGCGAUCUCAAAAUGCCAGAACUUCAUGGUCCAGAUUGGGAUGUUAAUGCUCCUUCUGGGAAAUUAAAAAUGCCUAAAUUUAAUCUGUCAGGGACACUGCCUAAAGGACCAAAUUUAGACCUGAACGCAGAUCUGAAUUCCCCAGAUCUUAAUCCAAAAGUUCCAAAGAUAAAGGGUGGAAUUGAUGCCCCUGAUUUGGACUUACCAGACAUGGAUCUGAAAGCUCCCAAAUUAGAUAUGAACACUCCAGGUGUCAACAUUGGCUCACCAAAAGGGAAGCUGAAAUUCCCCAAAAUGAAAAUGCCUAAAUUCAACCUUCCAAGCCUUAAAGGUCCUGGAAUUGAUGGCAACUUGGAUGGUCCAGAUGUGGACAUAAAUGCACCCAAUGUCAACCUCAAAACUCCAAAAGCAGAUCUUGAUCUAGAUAUUUCUGGUCCAUCUGGCAAGUUUAAAAAGCCAAACCUGCAUCUGCCUGAUUUGGGGUUUUCUGGUCCAAAGUUAGAAGGCCCUAACUUGGACCUUAAAACACCUGACCUAGAUAUCUCUGGUCCCAAUUUCAGUNGUGGACUUGAUGCACCUAAUCUACCUUCAUCAAAUAUAGACUUUAAAGGUUCUAAAAAUAGCUUUGAAUUCCCUGAUGUUGACUUUGGUAGCCCUUCAGGGAAAUUUAAAACACCACAUUUGGGAUUUUCUGCACCAAAAACAGAUCUCCCAAAGGUUGACCUCAAUUCACCAGAUGUCAGAGCUAAAGUACCAAAAGGCCCAAAUUUGAAAUUAAAUUCAAAUCUAAAAACUCCAGAUCUGAAUCUCAAAGCUCCAAAGAUGAAAGGUGGACUUGAUGUGACUAAGGUAGACUUACCAAACAUGGAUCUCAAAGCUCCCAACUUGGAAAUGGACACUGCAGAUGUUGACAUUGGUUUGCCUGAGGCAACUUUAGAUGUUACUGGUGCAAAAGGAAAAUUUAAAAUCCCAAGUUUAAAUACACCAGAUCUCAGUAUCUCUGGACCACAGGCAAAAACACCACAUAUGAGACUUUCUGGACCUGGCGUUAGUAUGUCAGAUUUCAAUUUACCUGAUGCCAAUUUUAAGAGUCCCAAGCUCAAUACAAAACACCCUGAUGUAGGGAUUAAUGGUAACAUAGGACAACCUGGGAUGGACUUUAAUGGCCCUCAGUUAAGAGGCAUAAGAGGUCCAGAUGUUGACACAAAUAUUCCCUUAGGAAACAUCCAUGGCCCUCAUGCUGAUCUUAAUUUAGACAGAAAAUUGAAACAACCCUAUUUCAAGCCGCCUCACUUUAGAAGCCCAGAUUUACAUCAAGCAUCUGAUAUUGACUUUGGUGGAGCUUUGAGACCAACAAAUCUUUAUAUGAAUCCUCCAAAUGCAAAACUGAAUAUGAAACAACCCCAGAUGAAGGGACAUAUAUCAAGCCCAAGGGUUAGUGCUCCAAACAUGAACAUGAACAUGCCCAAAGUUGCAAUGCACCCUCCACAGCAGCAUCUGAGAUCUCCAGGUCGUAGUAUUGAUGAUCCUUCAUUGUAUUUUCGAACACCUUCACAUAAACAUCACACACAAGAUAUGUCAAAUCUGACCAUGAAACGUCCUGACCUGGACAUAAAUGGUGAUAUCAGACUUUGUAAUACUGAUAGAAGGUCCCAUAGAACCAAAGUAAGAUCCAGCUUCCCUGAAAUGGAUGGCGUUUUUGACCAACAUAUUGAUUUAAAUCAUUCAGAUCUCAAUAUUGACGACUUUACAGGAAAACAUCAUGUGCUUAGAGCUAGAGGUUCCAACCUUAAUGUCCAGGCUCCACACAGCCAUGGACACGCAAUCUCCCCAUCUGGAGUUAACACUGGCAUGAGGGACCCCAGAAGAAUCCCAUCUGGCCAUAUCAGACACAAUACACGUUUGCCACAAUUUUCUCCAGAUUCCAGAAUGAGAGCAUCUAACACUUCAGAUGGAUACUAUGUGACUGUUUUUCCCAAUCAAGCACGAAAUCAAAAGAUGCCAAAUCGUAAAUAUAACACACUUGGAGGGCUUGACUUUCAUCCAGGAAACUUGGACCUUGAAGUUCCCAAUGAACAUGACCUAAGAGGGUCAACGUUCUUUUUCUCCAACCUUGUAUAGCUUGGACUUGUGUUUCCAUUUUUAGUGUGCUUUUUGUACUGUAGUUAUAUGUUUUAUGUGUGUGUGUGUGUAUAUAUAUAUAUAUAUAUAUAUGUUGU